ACCUUCUUGCCACUCUCUUUUGAACAUCCUAAACCGAAGACAAACCGAAAUGGCCUCCAAAACAAAGCAAAGGGUCGUAAAUGACAGCAAGAAGCGCAUCAUUAUCAAUGGCUUUGACAUGUUCACACCCAAUCACCUGAGCUUCGGGCAAUGGCGUCGCAAGGGAGAUCGCUCCAAGGACAAACGUCGAGACCUCACGUACUGGACUGAUGUCGCUCAGAUCCUCGAACGGGGCGAUGUGACAUCUUUAUUCCUCGCCGACACCUUUGGGCAGCACGACACGUACAAAAGGAGUGCAGAGCCGGCGGUCAGAACAGCUUGCCAAUUUCCCAUGGGUGAUCCAGCUGUCGUCGUUAGUGCGAUGGCAGCAGUUACCAAGAAUCUAGCAUUUGCAAUUACGACAAGUACAAGUUUUGAGUCGCCUUUCGUGGUUGCAAAGAGAUUCACUACUCUAGAUCAUCUGACAAAUGGACGAUUCGGUUGGAACAUUGUGACCUCGUUCAAGGAGUCGGCCUAUGAAUCUGAUCAGAUAGGCAUCAAGUUCGUCGAGCACGACAAGCGCUAUGAACGAGCAGAUGAUUAUCUCCGUUGUCUUUACAAGAUUUGGGAAAGCUCAUGGGCAGACGAUGCUUUGAAAGAAGAUGCGGAGAACGAAAUUUACGCCGAUUUUAAUCGCAUACGGCCUAUCAGACACAAAUCGGAAGUCCUUGACAUCAAAGGUCCUCACAUCCUGGAUCCUUCGCCGCAGCGGACACCUUUUCUGUUCCAAGCAGGAACUUCCUCUGCCGGCAUGACUUUCGCCGCGACUCAUGCCGAAGGCGUCUUUGUAUCUGCCCCCUCGCCACAUAUCUUGGCCCCGCGCGUCGCAAACAUUCGCGCAACAGCCGCAGCUCUCGGGCGAGAUCCCCAGAGCAUCAAAAUUUUUGCCGUGAUCACUCCAAUCAUAGGGCGCACGGAAGAGGAAGCCCAGGCAAAAUACCAAGAAGCACUGAACUACACGAGCACGGAAGGGGGUCUCACGUUCUACAGUGGAAACGCGGGCAUUGACCUCAGCCAAUAUGAUUUGGACAAAGUCAUCACUCCCGAGGACGUCACGGUUGACGGGCGAAUCCAUUCACUAGUAAAUAGUUUGAAGUAUCAUGGAAACGAUUUACCCGCAUGGACUCCUAGGAAUAUCGGCAAGUUGAUCAGUAUUGGAGGAAAUGGUCCUGUGCCUGUGGGCAGUGUUGAGCGCGUUGCAGAUAUCUUCGAGGAGUGGAUGGACGUCGCGGAUCUGGAUGGGUUUAAUGUUGGGUACGUCACUACGCCGGGAAGCUUCGAAGAUUUGGUGGAUCUACUCAUCCCCGAGCUACGGAGACGUGGAAGGUAUGCUCCCAAAGGCGAGCCUGUGACUUUGCGUGAGAAGGUAUUCGGAAAGGGACAAAGUCGAUUGCGAGAUGAUCACGUAGGAAGCAAGUACAAGUAUGAGAACUAUGUAGAGGAGGAUGCUUGAAAGGUUUAGUAAUACAUCGAGAUGCGUGGACAUUGGGACGAAAU
Molecule: messenger RNA, 1536 nt
Organism: Aaosphaeria arxii CBS 175.79
Lineage: Eukaryota; Fungi; Ascomycota; Dothideomycetes; Pleosporales
Product: putative dibenzothiophene desulfurization enzyme A
Exons: 6
Coding region: 50-1492 (480 amino acids)
Molecular function (GO): oxidoreductase activity, acting on paired donors, with incorporation or reduction of molecular oxygen; monooxygenase activity
Source: RefSeq, a predicted model, not a curated record